AAGGCGUGGGAAUAAAUCCCACGAAAAAUCUCAGGGGGCGACAAGUGGAGCACAUGCGGUGUAUCAUUUGUUACCACCAUAUUUCAUGAGAGUGACCUUUGCAGGAGGGGUAUCUGGUUUUCUAGUGAUUUUCGGGUUUCUCGAUAUGAUGAUCUGGGUGGGUGUUUUUUUUUGCUUCUGUAACCUCUAUUUUGUAAGGACUAUAUUGAUUAGAGACCUUUAUAGGAAACCAUGGUAGAGUUUUGCUCAAUAGGAUUUUCAUAAAAGAUCUCAAUUAGUUUCCGAGUCUAGAUCCCCUCAACCCUACCGGGAUAUCACCUUCAUGCUAUCACUAUCCAAUCAAGUUCAAGGGGGCUCCGAUGAACCCCAAUACUACCCAAUCUGACGAUGAUGCCCGGGAGGAGGAGAACAAGCUUGCCGUAGCAGAUUCUACAAGCAAAUAGUGUCAUAAUAAAUCCGAAUCAGACGUGUUACCUAACUGGCAUUGGUUCACAUGCUGUUUCAAUGGUUAGAAAUUUCAUUCUGCUUAGUAAACCAGUUGAUUGUAGCAUGAUUUAAAUACAGUUCAGUGACCUCUGAUUUUAAUUGACCAAUUGACUGCACCCAGCACAUGAAUAAAGUUCAGUGGCCUCUGAUUUUAAUUGACCAAUUGACUGCAUCCAGCACAUGAAUAAAACUUUUCCUACUUGCAUGCAUAUAUACUUCUCUUUGCAAAAACAUUAUGAGAUUGCUUUAUUUUGUGUAAAUAAACAUUAAUUAAAAGGCGAAACAUUUGCUCCUACCAAUUCUUCUUUCCUCAAUCCUCACUUCACCUUGUUUAUUUAAUAAAUAAAUAAAAUCGUGAAUAGUAUCCUCAAAAAAUCGUGAAUAGUACUAGCACGUUGAAAAAGAAAGGAAAACAAACGAAACGCUCUACUCAAUGGCCCCAGCCAGAGGCCAAAGAAGAAGCCACCCCUAUAUAUACGGCCGAAGGCACUCUCUACUCCCCCAAGUCCCCACGCUUCUUCUAGUCCACCUAGCUACAGGCCUUCAGAUCCCUGCUGCCGAGCCAUGGAGGCAGACGCGAGCCAUGCACCCACCACCUCUUCCUCCUCCGUCUCGUCGUCGACAUUGUCCACCUCCUCCUCCUCCUCCUCCCUCGCCACCAGCGUGCUAGAGCUCCCCAAGAACCCCAAGCCCAAGCACCCGAAGAAGCGCAAGAGAGCCGCCGCCGACCAAGAACCGGACGCCGCCGCGGCCACCAAUGGCGCCCGAGGAGACGAGAGCAGCUGCUGCAGCACCGACGAAGACCACGCCGCGAGCGUCAAGGCAGCCGUGUCCAAGAGCGGCUUCAAGCACCCGUCGUACCGCGGCGUGCGGCGCCGGAGCUGGGGCAAGUGGGUGUCCGAGAUCCGCGAGCCGCGCAAGAAGUCGCGCAUCUGGCUCGGCACCUUCCCCACCGCGGAGAUGGCGGCGCGCGCCCACGACGUGGCCGCGCUCGCCAUCAAAGGCCGCUCCGCGCACCUCAACUUCCCGGAGCUCGCCCACGAGCUGCCCCGCCCGGACUCCACGUCGCCCGCGGACAUCCAGGCCGCCGCCGCGAAGGCCGCCGCCACCGCCGCCGUGCAGUGCGAGGCCGAGGCCGAGCACGAGCCCGAGACGCCGUCGUCCUCCGGCGCCGUCUCGGAGUCACCGGAGCCUGCCGCCUGCGCCGAAGCGGUGCCCGCGGACAGCGGCGAGGUCGACAAUGCGCUGUUCGACCUGCCCGACCUUCUUCUGGACCUGAGGGACGGGCUCUUCUGGUCGCCGGUCUGGCCGGCGGCGCUGGCCGCCGAGGAGUACGACGGCGGCUGCUGCGUCGGGCUCAGCGAGCCACUCUUGUGGGCCGAGUAGGAGUGUUUUUUUUACUGUACCUCAUGAAUUGCUUAGCAAGGAUAAAAAGAUUUAGUGGUAGCGGUAGCACUGCUAUUGGAAAAAAGUUAUCGUCAGCUGUUUGUGAGUCUUCUUCACUCGUCCAUGAAACAUGUGUGCUUUUUUUUUAUUGCUAUCAACAAAAGAAGCUUUGCCAGA
Molecule: messenger RNA, 2049 nt
Organism: Aegilops tauschii subsp. strangulata
Lineage: Eukaryota; Viridiplantae; Streptophyta; Magnoliopsida; Poales; Poaceae
Product: ethylene-responsive transcription factor ERF024
Biological process (GO): regulation of DNA-templated transcription
Molecular function (GO): DNA binding; DNA-binding transcription factor activity
Source: RefSeq, a predicted model, not a curated record